This is a messenger RNA of Aspergillus chevalieri, 981 nucleotides long. RefSeq names its product DNA/RNA non-specific endonuclease (gene NUC1). NCBI's taxonomy places the organism in Eukaryota, Fungi, Ascomycota, Eurotiomycetes, Eurotiales, Aspergillaceae. Gene Ontology annotation, cellular component: mitochondrial inner membrane; nucleus. The record is from RefSeq and is a predicted model, not a curated record. Gene Ontology annotation, biological process: apoptotic DNA fragmentation. Bases 1 to 981 code for a protein of 326 amino acids. The transcript has a single exon. Gene Ontology annotation, molecular function: RNA endonuclease activity; metal ion binding; single-stranded DNA endonuclease activity.
AUGUCCAAGGCCACUUUCGCUGCCAUUGCAGCAGCCAGUGCUGCCACCGGAGCCGGAAUCACUGCCCUCUUCUACAACCAAAGCCCCCGUCCCCAACAGCAGCCGUCGCAGCCGCCGCAAAGAGUCGGCACCUUCGACAGCGCCGCUCCCACACCCACCACAAAACCCUUCCCCAGACCCGGAGCAACCCCCGGAGCCCCCGUCGACCCAGCCGGCAUCCUCCAAUAUGGCUUCCCGGGCCCCAUUUCCGACACCAUCGCUGCAGCCCCCCUGCACGGCGCCUACGACCGCCGCACGCGCAAUCCCGCCUGGGUAGCCGAACACAUCACCCCGCAGUCGCUCGCCAUGAACAACGCAGACCGCAAACACAGCGCCUUCGCCGAGGACCAGUCCAUCCCUGCGCCCUUCCGCGCCCGUCUCGCAGACUACUUCCGCUCCGGCUACGACCGCGGCCACCAGGUCCCUGCCGCGGAUGCGAAAUGGUCGCAGGCUGCGAUGGACGGGACGUUCGGGCUGACGAAUAUGUGUCCGCAGGUCGGGGAGGGCUUUAACAGGGAUUAUUGGGCGCAUUUUGAGGGAUUCUGUCGCGAGUUGGCGAAGAAGUAUCCUUCUGUGAGGAUUGUGACGGGGCCGUUGUAUCUCCCGCAUAAGGAUGCGGAUGGGAAGUGGCGGGUGAAUUAUGAGGUUAUUGGAAAUCCGCCUAAUGUUGCUGUGCCGACGCACUUUUACAAGGUUAUCUAUGGUGAGGAUGGGACGAAUAGUCCGUCGAGCAAGGUUGCGCUGGGGGCGUUUGUAUUGCCUAAUGCAAGGAUUCCAAAUGACAGGCGGUUGGUGGAUUUCGAGGUUCCUCUUGAGGUUGUUGAGCGGGCGAGUGGUCUUGAGUUUGCGUCCAAGUUGGAGGCGAACCGUCGCAAGAGACUGUGCCAGGAGGUCAAGUGUGAGGCGGUUGUGCGCGAGUUCAACAACUCUAGGCGCAACUAA